This is a messenger RNA of Chenopodium quinoa (quinoa), 1327 nucleotides long. RefSeq names its product ras-related protein RABE1c. Gene Ontology annotation, cellular component: plasma membrane. Gene Ontology annotation, molecular function: GTPase activity; GTP binding. The transcript has 9 exons. Lineage: Eukaryota; Viridiplantae; Streptophyta; Magnoliopsida; Caryophyllales; Amaranthaceae. Gene Ontology annotation, biological process: protein secretion; regulation of exocytosis. Bases 197 to 850 code for a protein of 217 amino acids. The record is from RefSeq and is a predicted model, not a curated record.
GACAUGAUACAAAAUUUUUGAACUUGAAGCAAAAUAUCUUGGGUGGUGUGACGUCCUCUUUUCUUAGUUUCCCCACCAUAUUACAAGUAUUUGUUCUUAGAUCGCUCCCUCAUUUUCCUUUUUCCCUCUUUGCUUCGAUCUGGGUUCUUCGUGCUCGUCAAUUGAAUUUAAUUAGAGGUCGAAGAAGAUCAAAUCAAUGGCUGCUCCACCUGCUAGGGCUAGAGCCGAUUAUGACUAUCUCAUUAAACUUCUCUUGAUCGGUGAUAGCGGUGUGGGUAAGAGUUGCCUUUUGCUGCGUUUUUCUGAUGGAUCUUUCACCACAAGUUUCAUAACAACCAUUGGCAUUGAUUUUAAGAUACGAACCAUAGAACUUGAUGGCAAACGGAUCAAACUUCAAAUUUGGGAUACAGCUGGUCAGGAACGCUUCCGAACAAUUACUACUGCUUAUUACCGUGGAGCCAUGGGCAUUUUGCUGGUGUAUGAUGUUACUGAUGAGUCAUCUUUUAACAAUAUAAGGAACUGGAUCCGCAAUAUUGAACAACAUGCUUCAGACAAUGUCAACAAGAUUUUGGUUGGCAACAAGGCAGACAUGGAUGAGAGCAAAAGGGCUGUUCCCACUUCAAAGGGGCAAGCUUUGGCUGAUGAGUAUGGAAUCAAAUUCUUUGAAACAAGUGCUAAGACGAAUUUGAAUGUGGAGGAGGUCUUCUUUUCAAUAGCAAGGGAUAUCAAACAGAGACUUGCAGAAUCUGAUUCCAAGGCUGAGACUCCUGGUGGCGGACUCAAGAUCAGUGCUACAGACUCAGGUGCCCCAGCCCCAGCUACUCCCAAAUCUGCUUGCUGUGGCUCUUAAGCUAGUUUAAAUAAUUUUGGCACAGGAUGUGAAGGAUUUUGCCUGAAAAACUAUUUAUGAUGCAGUAUCACGGGUGCCUUUAGCUCUCCUAAUCAUUAAUUUCUGCUAUCAUUUCCAGUGUUAAUGGUAGUUCACUUGUAUGCAAAAUUUAUAUUGAUAUCUUUCUCUUUACUUUGUUGGUCACCCUUCAGACCUCACUGAGAAAAUUUCCUGCUUAUUCAUGUAGAAAGUAAAAGCCACAUGUUUAAAAAUGUUUUGGAAACUAAUGAUGGAUCCUGGCUUCCUCGGGAGGUUUUUUAUUUUUUUUUUCCCUCUCUUUUACGUUUGUGGAUCCUUAAGCUGUUUAAGGUGUUAUUGUAAAUUACUUAGAAGCCACUAGUCUUUCUGAAGGCUGAUGUUUCUAGUUUGGUUUAAAAGAAAUCGUGUGUAAUACGUAAGGCUUUACAUGUAUAUUCAUCAUUAUUUUCAGUUGAUACA